CAUAACCGAUCCGCUAUCCUUCUUCUCCACCCUUAUGGCAGAUGUAGCCAUUAGUGUUCGGAAGAAGUUUCUACUUCGUAGAGGGAGGUUUGGAUUCCCAAGUUCGCUUCAUGUUUUUAUCUUCUUUCAAAUUCUUUUUCUUUCUUUAACCCAAAAAAGUUCCUGACUGUCAGACGAUUCCCAUUUGAAAUCUUCUUCUUGCGUUUUUUUAUACGAUAGACGAGUAUUGUAAAUGAAUCAAAUCUAUCAAUUAGAACAGGAAUUAUGCGAGGUAUUCGCUGUAUCUUCGAUUAUAUGUUAUAUCUUCUGUGAGAGAAUUAAAGUGUAACAAUGGCGAGCUCGAUGCUUCUGCUCUUCUUCUCCGUUUGCUGUUUGGGAUCGUUGGUGUCCGGCGCGACGAACCCAAAGGAUUUCGCCGUCCUCGACGAGUUUCGAAAGGGCCUUAACAAUCCCGAGCUGCUGAAAUGGCCGACCUCAGGAGACGACCCCUGCGGUCCUCCGCUAUGGCCUCAUGUGUUCUGCUCGGGCUCUCGAGUGACGCAGAUCCAAGUCCAGAACUUGGGUCUUAGUGGCCAAUUACCCAAGAAUUUCAACCAGCUCUCCAAUCUGAUAAAUCUCGGGUUUCAAAGGAACAAUUUUUCCGGCCCGCUUCCAACCUUCAGCGGCCUCUCCAAUUUACAGUACGCAUAUCUCGUCGGCAACCAGUUCGAUACCAUACCCUCCGAUUUUUUCUCCGGGCUCACAAGCUUGCUUGAAAUCGCUUUGGAUCAAAAUCCUUUGAAUAAAACAUCUGGCUGGGCGAUCCCUCAGGACUUGCAGGCCUCUACCCAGUUGAGGAAUUUGUCUUUGAUCCAAUGCAAUGUGGCGGGCAAGCUGCCGGAUUUUUUGGGCACAAUGCCAAUGUUGAGUACCUUGAAGCUCUCUUACAAUAACCUCUCCGGUGAGAUACCAGAGAGCUUCGCAGGCUCUUCGUUGCAGACCAUUUGGCUUAAUAAUCAGGAAGGAGCCGGACUUACAGGUCGGCUGGACGUGAUUGCAUCCAUGGUUUCUGUAACCGAAGCCUGGUUGCAUGGAAAUAGCUUCAAUGGUCCAAUCCCCUCUGGAAUUGGGGCUUGCACUUCUCUGACACGGCUAUGGCUUAACAACAACCAUCUUGUUGGCCUGCUACCGGAAGAUUUGGCAACUCUACCUCAUCUCCAGUCUCUGAAAUUGGACAACAACAAUUUGAUGGGUCCAAUACCAAAGGUCAAGUUUGCGAAUUUCACUUAUGCCUACAAUUCUUUUUGUGAUUCGACUCCUGGAGUUUCCUGCUCGCCUGCGGUCACUGUGCUUCUUGAAUUCCUUGUUGGUUUGAAUUACCCAUUAGAACUGGCAUCAUCAUGGGGAGGAAAUGAUCCAUGCACCCGUGAUUGGUUCGGAGUUUCCUGUUCUGAUGGCAAGGUUUCUGUUAUAAAUUUACCUAAUUUAAAACUAAGUGGAACAAUUAGCCCCUCGCUUGGCAAGUUGGGUUCAUUGGUGGAUAUCAGACUUGGGGGCAAUAACUUGAGUGGAACUAUACCUGCAAAUCUUACUGGUUUGACAAUGCUGAGGAUGCUAAAUGUUUCUGCUAAUAAUUUAGGCCCCCCUGUUCCCAAAUUUAGCCGCAGUGUGACACUUCUUACUGAUGGAAACCCAUUGUUGAAGAAUUCUCCUCCUGCAGCUUCUCCUACUGGAAAUUCGCCUUCUAAUGAACCACCUUCUGGUUCAGGAUCCGGGAAUUCUACUUCUCCUUCCCCACCUCAUAGUGUUCCAAGCAGUGCUGCAGCAGAUGAUAUGAAAAGCCGGCAUGGUUCCGAUAUAUCGAAAAUCUUGAUCAUUGCAGUUUUAGCUGCCGUUGUAAUUUUGGUGGUUUUGUUUGUAGUUGUCCUAUUCUGGUGCAAGCAGAAGGGUAAAGAUAGAUUUGUGGCAUCAGAAUCUGUUGUUAUGCACCCAAAAAAUUCUUCAGACUCAGAUAAUCAUAUCAAAUUAACUGUGACUAAUAGUUCUAAUGGCAGCACAUCCAUAAGUAAUUUGCUGGUUGGAAGUGGAAGCAUUAUGAGCAGAGCACUCUCAAGUGAUGAAGGGAACUAUACUAUUUCUGUUCAGCUCCUUCGCAGCUCGACCAAUAAUUUUUCUUCGGAAAAUGUCGUUGGGCGGGGAGGUUUUGGGGUUGUUUACAAGGGUGAGUUACAUGAUGGAAUGCUGAUAGCAGUGAAAAGAAUGGAGGCUGCUACAUUAAGCAAUAAAGCUCUGGAUGAGUUCCAAUCUGAAAUUGUUGUUCUUUCUAAAGUCAGACAUCGUAAUUUGGUUUCUUUGAUGGGUUACUCUGUGGAAGGCCAUGAAAGGCUUCUUGUCUAUGAAUACCUCCCGAAUGGGGCUUUAAGCAAGCAUCUCUUCCAGUGGAGGAAUCUGAACUUGGAGCCUCUGUCAUGGAAGAAGAGGCUUAAUAUUGGAUUGGAUGUAGCUCGAGGAAUGGAAUAUCUUCAUAGCUUGACUCAAGAAAGCUUCAUUCACAGAGACCUCAAGUCUUCAAAUAUUUUACUUGACGAUGAAUACCGAGCUAAAGUUUCUGACUUCGGAUUGGUGAAGUUAGCUCCCAAUGGUAAUAACUCAGUGAUUACUAGGCUGGCUGGGACAUUUGGAUAUUUAGCUCCUGAAUAUGCUGUGACUGGCAAAAUCACAACAAAAGCUGAUGUCUACAGCUUUGGAGUGGUUUUGAUGGAGCUAAUUACAGGCAUGGCAGCCCUUGAUGAGGGCCGUCCAGAAGAAACCCGUUACCUUGCCUCGUGGUUUACAGAAAUAAAAUCUGACAAAGCGAAGCUUUAUGAUGCCAUUGAUGCCGCACUUGAUAACAAGGAGGAAAUUUUUGAGAGCGCGGUGACUGUGGCUGAGCUAGCAGGCCACUGCGCAGCACGGGAACCACAUCGUCGUCCUGAAAUGGGCUAUGCUGUGAAUGUCUUGGCUUCAUUGGCAAACAAAUGGAAGCCUGCAGAUGAUGAGCAGGAGGAAUAUUUUGGCAUUGAUCUGCAUAAACCUCUUAUUCAGUUAGUGAAAGGUUGGCAAGAUAGUGAAAUGACUUACUCAUCUGCAGUCGAUGAUAGCAAAGGAAGCAUACCAUCUAAGCCUGCAGGAUUUGCAGAAUCCUUCACAUCUGCUGACGGCCGGUGAAUGUGCUUGGUAAUCCCUUUUUAUUAGUGUCAAUAAGUUUUGUUCAUAUAUGUGCUGGUACAUUUUGCUGCAAUCCAUAUAUACCCUUUGCGUUUAUUAUCAUAAUAACUUUUUUAAAUUUAGAUGACUAUUUGAGUUUGAGGAUAGGAAUGUUCCACGCCAUGAAUGAACUUUAUUGCCUUUGUUUGCUAGCAUGAUUGAAUCUUUAGUUUGCUGCAUUUUGUUUCUUGUGUCAAAUAUGGUGCCAAUUAGAAUCUGUAAUGAGCCAGUCCAGUUUUACUGAAAUUAUUGCAGAUAAGACUUACUUGGAGUA
Molecule: messenger RNA, 3499 nt
Organism: Dendrobium catenatum
Lineage: Eukaryota; Viridiplantae; Streptophyta; Magnoliopsida; Asparagales; Orchidaceae
Product: receptor protein kinase TMK1
Exons: 3
Coding region: 331-3186 (951 amino acids)
Biological process (GO): protein phosphorylation
Molecular function (GO): ATP binding; protein binding; protein kinase activity
Source: RefSeq, a predicted model, not a curated record